CGGAUCGUCGCAGAAUACAAACAUUGUCGAGCAUAGCGGAAAAAUGUUCCAAUAGUGGUAUUAAAUUAUUCAUACAUGAUGCAUCGGUAAUGUCAAGGUCUUUCCCAUAAGUUUCCCAUCAGUGAAAUUAUGGCACUGAGUGGAAAUCUCGUUAGUAAGGGUAGUUCGCAAGAUCGUUCGGAUUUGGUGGCUUUCUGGAGCGUUCCUCUUCUCGAUGGAGUGCAUACCGUGGAAUUUGAGCACGGGGGGACCACUGGAAAAAGAGUAAUUAGAGUGGACGGCAAGGAAAUCUUGAGACGCGACUGGAUGUUUAAACUAGUUGGUGAAGAAAAGUUUACGUUGGGCAAACAAGGUGCAAAAUGCGAGUUGCGUGUCGAUCCACUACCCCACUUCGCUUUUGCUUACAGUCUUUUAGUCGACGGAAAACCUCUAGAAAAAUUCACGGAAAAACAAUCGCAAACUACAAGGUCGUGGGCAGUUUUAGCACAAGGGAAGCGAUACAGAGUAGUUUUCGAAAAACAAACUUUAAACGUAUGGGUAAAUGGCCACUACGUCGAAACUGAGAAUAUUUUUAUAGAUGAAGGAAGUGAAAUGAGUUUCGAGUUUGAAAAUUUAAAGGCUGCAAUCAGAGCCACGUCUGUCGAUCGAAAACAGGGAGUUGUUCAUCAGCUUUUCGUCGACGGAAACUUGAUAGAUGAAGAUGAAGCUUACUGUUGAUAAAAGUGAUGUCGAUUUUGUUAAGGUUUA
This is a messenger RNA of Zophobas morio, 747 nucleotides long. RefSeq names its product fas apoptotic inhibitory molecule 1. The transcript has 3 exons. Lineage: Eukaryota; Metazoa; Arthropoda; Insecta; Coleoptera; Tenebrionidae. Gene Ontology annotation, biological process: positive regulation of neurogenesis; negative regulation of extrinsic apoptotic signaling pathway via death domain receptors; canonical NF-kappaB signal transduction. The coding region runs from base 130 to 717 and encodes 195 amino acids. The record is from RefSeq and is a predicted model, not a curated record.